AUGGUCAGUUGUCGCAGCGACCAUCGAUCGACUCUCGUUGAGGCACAGAGCCGAGGAUCGCGAGCUCGGACACGUGCGCCAGAGUGCUUUACUAUGCGAUUCACGUUCACUGGCAUAGUGUAUAUGUUGUUUCAGGCGAAGCUUGUCACUGGUCGAUCAUCGUCGCCGGUAGCCCUGGUCGUGGUCAUGUCGGGAACGAAAACGAGCGCAAAGGGACUGCGCCUGAACAGCGGAUGA
This is a messenger RNA of Soboliphyme baturini, 237 nucleotides long. The record is from the annotation of a GenBank genome assembly. NCBI's taxonomy places the organism in Eukaryota, Metazoa, Nematoda, Enoplea, Dioctophymatida, Soboliphymatidae.